Nematostella vectensis (starlet sea anemone) is the source of this 4631-nucleotide messenger RNA. Its product is annotated as GRIP1-associated protein 1. Gene Ontology annotation, cellular component: extrinsic component of postsynaptic early endosome membrane; postsynaptic recycling endosome; glutamatergic synapse. Gene Ontology annotation, biological process: regulation of modification of synaptic structure; neurotransmitter receptor transport, endosome to postsynaptic membrane; regulation of recycling endosome localization within postsynapse. Bases 62 to 3043 code for a protein of 993 amino acids. The record is from RefSeq and is a predicted model, not a curated record. The transcript is spliced from 33 exons. NCBI's taxonomy places the organism in Eukaryota, Metazoa, Cnidaria, Anthozoa, Actiniaria, Edwardsiidae.
GUAUUCUAAUGGGUUUCCUGUGCUAGGCGCGCAGUGACCUCUGGGGCGUGUUGUUGCCAAGAUGGCGCAGUCUCUUUCGGAAGAGGAGUUCGCUCGAAUACAGGAGCAAAUAAUCGAUCUGCGAACCAAGAAUUACGAAUUAGAAGCAGCAUCGCAGAGGCACCUGACUGAACUCAAGGAAGUCCAGGAUAAACUGGUGAAUCAUGAGAAAGAACUACAGAAAGCCAAUAAGAUUAUAAACAAAAGCAAGAGCAAAAAGGAGUAUGCCAUUCUUUUAGAAGAAAAUGAGAGUUUUCAGAAUCAGUUUCAGGCCCAAGAGGAAAAUUUCAAACUCCAGAACCAGACAUUGCUAGAGGAAAUCAUUAAACUCAAUCAAGAUAACAGUGCACUCCAGAAAGAGAAUGAGCGGCUGCAGUCCUCGGAAUCCUCAGAGCCUGGGGAUAAUGCAGAGAUUAGAAGGCUAAGGGCAGAGAGUGCAGCUCUGCAGAAGAGUCUUGCAAAUGCCCAAGAAAAACAUCACCAAGAACUUGCAGAGCUACAACAAAAGAUUCGCUCCUCAUCAUUUCUAAAAGAGCCUGCUGCAUCAGAAGAACAAACAAAUGGAAAGGCUGUUAGCCAGCAUGAACAACCUUCCAGCCAGUACAAGACUGUUUCACAAGUACGUCAGAUCUUACAAGGUGAACUGGAUGAAUUCAGGGAAUUAGUAUUGCAGUCAAUGGAGACAGACCGUAGUGAGGUGAGGGGGAAUGAUGACAGCCGUGGAAAUGAGCUGAAUUCAGGUGCAGAACCUUUAGUCGAUCAUGAAGGUGACAUCCAAGAUGCUAAAGACAAGGAUGGCCGAGUUGUUAUAACUGAACAAGUUGAUGUGUUGAGAGGCAAACUUGAGGACAUGCUGGUCCCUCUUCUUUCAUUGUCAUCUUCAAGUGGUUCUAUAGUAGAAGAACAAAACAGUGGAAUGGUUACAUCAGAGCUUUUACUUGAGGCUGAGACAAAAUGCUUUGCGCUGGAAUCCCAUAUUAAGGAAAUGUCUUCUUUACAACUUCGCUUGGACACUGAACAUGAAGAGAAACGUCUGCUUCAAGAGCAGUUCAAGCAAGCAGAGGAAACUAGCAAGGAUGAAAUUAAUCAAUUGAAAGAUGAAAUUGCUAAGUUGUCUGACAAAAUUAAGAAGAAACAAGAAAGUUACCUACAAUUGCAAGAUGAAAAGGAGAAGUUAUACUCUGAAAACAAAAAAGCUGUUGAAGAUAUCAAGUCCAAAAAAGAGAACGAGAUCAGAAUUCUUUCAGAGCAGCUGACUAAACUCCAGGAGGAGAUGGGAAUUGCCAAUCAGAGAUAUUUUGAACUCCAGGAAGAUAGCAGUGUUACAAUCAAAGACUUGCAGAACUCCCUUGUCAAUUAUCAGAGUCAGGUGUCAACUAGUGCUGAGGUCACUGAGCAGGUUGUGCAACAGCUAAGACAGGAAAAACAAGCUUUGGCAAAGGAGUUUGAGGCUGCUAAGGAGAAACUAUUGAUAAGUGGCCAGGAAGCAGAGGAGACGGUGGAUUUGAUCUCUAAACUGGAAGAGCGCCUUCAACACAGCGAAACAUCAACAGCGCAACUGACAAUAGAGACAGAAGAGCUGCGGGAACAACUUAAGGAGCAACAUUCAGCAGUGGAUGGAUGGAACACACAGAUCCAGCAACUAACUGAUGAACGGGACAAUCUAGCCCAGCAAUAUGAAGAGGCUGCAAAGAUUGCAGAGAAGCGGAAAAGCAUGCUUGAUCAAAUAGCAAUAGAACGACAAGAGAUAGAGACUGCUCAUCGGGAAGCAGUAGAGAGAAUCCAAGAGGAACAUAGGAAAUCAAUAUCUGAGCUGAGGGAACAGAUAACUGGAGAAAAGAAACUACGCAAGGAAGUGGAGGACUUACAUCAAAAACUCAACGAAAACAAAAGCCUUCUGCAGUCUGUGGAGAGCAAGAGCGGCUGGUUUGAGCGUCGUCUGGCUGAAACUGAGGAAACGUUAAAGGCAGAGCAGGAACAGCAUUCGCAGGCUUUAGAGUCAUGUAAGAAAGAACACGAGCAACAAAUAGCCGCCUUGAAUGAAGAGAGGGACUCAUUGGAAGAGGAGUUGAACGGUGAGAAAACUAGCCUUCAUGAAAUGAUUGAAAACCAGUCAUCGGAGAUGAGCAAACUGCGACAGGAGCUGAAAGACAAAGAGGUAGAGACACGAAUCGCCAGCAAGAAAGGCGACCAGCUAGUCAAAGACCUCAAACGGCAGUUCAAGCUAGAGCGCAAGCGAGCCGAUCAGCUCCAGCAGAAACUACAAGAGGCCCUCUCCGAGAACAGGGCUAAGCAGAGUUUUGAUGAGAUGUUUAACGCAUCUGGAGGAUAUCCCCGACGGAACAGUGGGGACUCGUCUAUCCUGAGCCAUAAUCGCAGCGACCUGGAGAGUCCUGACUACAGGCCGCCUAGCCCUUCCUCGUCCACGGCUGGCCUGCUCAAUGAAGACACCCUGGAGCUGAUCGAGCGGCUCGCAGACGUACAGCAAGAAAAGUGGCUUCUAGAGGAGAAGGUUCGCCAUCUGGAGGAGACAGGAGGGGCGCUGGCAGAUGACCUGGUACAGAAAUCCGAAGUCAUUCAAGCUUACGCCAUGGAAACAAAAAUAGGAGCUAUUCGCGGCAGCCCAAAGCAAGACGCUUUGUCCAGCAUUAAGGAGAAGGUGAAGGUUACCCUCCCGUUUGGCAAGUCCAAGAUGGAGACCAAGAAGAUUCAACUGAUGCUAGAAGAGACCCUAAUGAAGAAUCUACAGCUACAAAAGGAUAUUGACAACUUAUCGAAAGAGCUAGAAAGUUAUAGACGCUUGGACUACGCUGGGUCAAAGGCACAGGCGCAAAUAAAUAAUACUCCUUGCAAUGCAUCUGCAAAGCCUCAAGAAACCGCUGGAAGCACCUCAGCGCAGGCUCAAACAGACGUCACUACGGCGCAUGCUGAGGAGACUUGUAGCGUCCAUGAACCAGCUGACGAAGGUAAAACGCGGACAGAAGGACUUGAUGAUUCCAGGUAGCACCCACAUGAUAAAACGCAGACAGAAGGACUUAAAUUACUCCAAGGAAAGCUAGCACCCAGAUGGUGCAACACGCAUUCGUUAAUUUAAUUCAUAAGUGAACGCGUUCCCAUGCAAAGUUUGUAGUUAAAUUCCGAUUACUUGAACGCGUUCCCAUGCAAAGUUUGUAGUUAAAUUCCGAUUACUUGAACCCUCCCAUUCCUUUCCCCGCAUUGUCACCAUUUUAUUUCCGGAGGGCCGACGGAAACCUCAACCAUUAAAAGACAAAAAAAUCUAUUAGAAUCCGAGAUAUAUAACAGGCCAUCCGCUCUAGAUUACCAGUCACAUCCUCAGAGUAACUUCUAAUAGACACACUUUUUUCACAAUUUUUAAAUAUUUUUCGUGUUUUCCGUCAAAAAUAAUCGCUGAUUGUUAUGUAAUCGACCGGAAGUAAACUGGUGAUAAUGCGGCUUUAAGUGCCCCCCCCCCCCCUCCCCAUGGAACAGACGGGGAUGAUCGUCAGCAAAAAUCAAUUUUAAACCUAAGGCACUUUGGGUGUGGUCAACAGAAAUUCUUACCCCUUAGAGGUAGCAAAUUGGGUGUGGUCAAAGGUUGUUUUAACCCUAAGAGAUAGCCAGUUGAUCGAAUUUUAUACCCUAAGAGAAAGCAGAAUCGGAAAAAUCCUCCAUCACCCCCUAAGAGAUAGCAGUUUGUUGAAAUUUUAUACCCUAAAAGAUAGGGCGGUCAACCCCGUCUACUUGGCUGGAGAGUCUCCCCCAUCCCCCUGGGCUUCUUCCCAACCAAACCUAUACAAAGGGGAUUUCGCUUUAUUGACAGGUUACUCACUUAACUGUUUGAAUCUGCUUGAGAAUAAGAUAGAUUUCACUUUUCAAAGAGAUAGAGUUCACUUCCCAAAAAUGGGAGUUUUCAAACUUCAAAUAUUAUAUUUAAAAUAAUGAUUGGAAUUGCGUAUAAACAAUAUUUUGAAAGGAAAAUGUAAAUUGUAUUAUUUUAUUAUGAAAAAUGAGCUCUCCUAUCUUUCACGUUGCCGCAUUUCCACGAGGUACGAAUAGGGACCUUAUACAAGAACGACGACAACAGCUAGGGUAACAAGAUCGAUAAAGAUGCGUUGGCGCUUGGCGAUCAAUUAUAAUUUAAUUGCAAUGGAAUAAGCAAAGCAUUAUAGUCAGAGACAGAUAAAAAUAAACUAAGGACAUUAUUUCUACAGUAGCGAACGUGGUUAGAGGAGUUUACAGUGCAAACGUCCGCAUCCUCAAUUGACCGUGAAAGUUCGAGUUUUCACGUCGUGGUUUUAUGGAAAACGGCUGAAAUGUAUCAGACAGAACGCAUUUUCACGUGCUACUAAUGAAUUUUGAAUCAAAUCCCAUUGUUUUCUGCCGUCGUCCUCCACGUUGCCGUCGUCGUUGCUUAAGGUCCCUAAUAACUAGUUUCUAGGCUCAAUACUGUCCGGACCAUUUUCAAGCAAGUUUUUAAAAAAAUUAUUGCAUCACUUUUAAAGUGGAUACAGCUGAAAGUAUGCAGAUAGAUAGAAAUAAAUCAUUAGUAGAAAGUGUAAUUUUUAAACAAAUAAAUACUCGUACUUUGGUUA